Metschnikowia bicuspidata var. bicuspidata NRRL YB-4993 is the source of this 1881-nucleotide messenger RNA. It is a transcript of the gene TPO5, whose product is annotated as Tpo5p. The record is from RefSeq and is a predicted model, not a curated record. Gene Ontology annotation, cellular component: membrane. The transcript is spliced from 2 exons. The coding region runs from base 1 to 1881 and encodes 626 amino acids. Lineage: Eukaryota; Fungi; Ascomycota; Pichiomycetes; Serinales; Metschnikowiaceae. Gene Ontology annotation, biological process: transmembrane transport. Gene Ontology annotation, molecular function: transmembrane transporter activity.
AUGGACGACGACGAGGUCGAGCACGUGGAGCACUUUCGGUAUAAGCAGGAUUUGCAGCGGAAGUUGACAGUGACGUCUGUCGUGGGUUUAGGCUUUACGUUGAUGGGUGUUCCUUUUGGGCUUAGCUCCACUUUGUGGAUUUCCUUGGUGGACGGCGGCAGUGUGACCAUUCUUUACGGCUGGUUGGUGGUGGGGUUCUUCAGUUUAUGCGUCGUGCUUAGUCUCAGUGAAAUCAUCGCCAAGUUUCCGACCGCAGGAGGCGUAUACCAUUUUAGUGCCAUUUUAAGCCACGAAAAAUACUCACUGAUCAGCUCGUGGUUCACCGGCUGGUUUCUCUUGAUAGGCAACUGGACAUACGCUGUCAGCAUCUUGUUUUCCGGGUCGCAAUUCAUUCUCUCGAUCUUCGGGCUUAAAGACGUCUACUACAAGCAAGACAUGCUGUUUGUGCUCGGCGUGUAUUUCAUCAUGCUCACGCUUGUGGGAUUCAUCAACUACAAGUUUUCACGCCACUUGGAGCGCAUCAACAAAUUGUGCAUCUUCUGGUCGAUCGGCACCGUGAUUGUCAUCGGCAUUUUGUUGCUCAUUUUCGCUAAAAAGACUAACUCCGCGUCCCAUAUCUUGACGCAUUUCGACAACUCCCGCUCAGGCUGGCCUGACCCGCUUGCUUUCAUGGUGGGCAUGCAGAGCUCGUGCUUCACGUUGACAGGCUACGGCAUGCUUUUUUCCAUGACAGAUGAAGUCAAAAGACCCGAGAAAAACAUGCCCAAAGGGGCUGUUAGUGCCGUUUCCAUGGCUGUGUUGCAGGGGCUCUUCUUUAUUGUUCCCGUGUUGAUCAUCCUCCCGUCUCUCACAGUGCUCUUGGACUCGAAUCCUGAGAUCAUGCCCAUUGACUUGGUGUUCAAAACUGCCACGCAAUCUUAUGUGGUCUCCUUUCUUUUAAUCGUUCUUCUCAUAGGCACUGUCAUGUUCCAGGCCAUUGGUGCCCUCACCACGGCGUCCAGAAGUACCUACGUUUUUGCCCGUGACGGUGGCUUACCUUUCAAGGAAAUCUGGACCCAGGUGGAUUCCGUGGAGGAAUACACGUUGCCCAAAAACGCCUUGUUCUUGUCAAUGGCUGUCAUCGCCGUUUUCUCCUUCCUCGCCUUGAUCUCCCCAUCCGCGUUCAAUGCAUUCAUGGGUGCCUCGGUAGUAUCCCUAGCACUAGCAAAUGGGAUCCCCAUUCUUUGCCUCAUGCUCAACAAAAGAAAGAAGAUCAAAGGGUCUGCGUUCAGACUCAAGUACUUCGGCUGGAUUAUCAAUGCAUUGUCGGUAGCAUGGGUGUUUUUGUCGUUCUUCAUCUUGUGUCUUCCGCCAGUCAUCAAGGAUAUUUCCUGGAGAAACAUGAACUACGCCAGUGUUGUACUCGUUAUUCUUGCCAUUAUAGCUCUCAUUGGGUACAAGACUUGGGGUGCCAAUGUUUUCACGGGCCCACUCCUCGAUACCGACUAUCUAGAGCUUCAUAACAUGGAGGCACAGGCACGGAAACAUGACGAUAGUAUGAGUCAGAAGCCAGGCGCGCUUGAUCCUGAGACUGCUCACGAAGACACAGAUGGACUUGGAGAACAAGUUCAAAACACCGUCCAGAUCAAAACAGGUUUAGAGGAAACCUCCGAAAAACAUGCUGCAGCGUCUUCAUCGAUGCCUGACAAGCUUACGCCUGAAGAUGUUGAUGAGAUUCUUGCUAGCGGAAACCUCGAAGACAAUGAUCAAUUCGAAGGAAGCGACGAAGAGUAUGAUAGAAUUUCCGAUAGAAACAACAACUCGAGCUCCACAAGAAGUUCCACCGUCAGCCUUGACAAAGUCAAUAGGAUCAUUUUUGACGCAACUUCGGAAAACAAGUGA